ACCCACUGUGUACAAUGCGGUGUAUGAAACUUAAUGAAACUAAUAGCUCUAGCCGCGUGAAUCAAAGGAUUUUUUUUUCCUUUAGAUAAAAAGUGCCCUGAGGCACGAGGAACAUCUUCGUUGGUUGAUCAGUUGAUGGUGGAUCAGUUGAUCAUACUGGAUCACACUUCACACAGUUGAUCAGCAGGGGGAUGCAGAUUAAAUCUUGGGGUCUGAGCUCUGAACAUUCUGAGUACUCUGAGAGUCUUCGUUUUGGUCGCAGUGAGUAAGUCGGUUAUGGUCGUAGUGUUUUCACUCGAGACGUUGCUCGAUGCUCGACGGUGAAGCGUGAGUGAAUACAUCGCAACGUCGUAUCGGUCGGUGGCGAUUACGUCGAUUGACUGCUGCUGGUUGUGAUUGCCAGCUCGAUCACGGUGGAUGAGCGUCUCGCACACUUGGAAUGAGAUCGCCGUUGUCACAGAGUCUCACCGGGUUACGACAUCGUCGCAAAUGACACAGGCUCGGCUACCAGGUUGCGGAAUUCCAUUCCGCCGGGCGCUCGUUUUUUCGAUUAGGAAAUAUGCCCUGUAAAAAAAUAGGGGACAUGAGGAGCAACGCGACGGUCUUUCGUCGUUGAUCCGUCGCUAGGACAACGUAUUUUAGGAAAAACGCACGACUCCGAUGCUGAGAAUAUUCCUCUACUUUCUUCACUACUCGACAGAUCUAUGAAUACGGUCGACACGCCGUAUUAUCUCACGACAAGUCAGUCUCAAGCGAAGACCGAGGAACCAUAACAGAUAUGUAACAAUAAGCUUUCCAUCAAGACUGCCAAUGUAAGACUGAAUUACUGAUGCAUGGCAUAAUUAUCUUUGAUGUCAAGUACGGUCAGCAUCAAUGGGAAACUGUUUUUCGUGCUUCAAGGUGCCACUUCCACCAUCGACCAGUACUGAUCACACGAUUGUAUUGGAGCACAAAGACGAUACGAUGGAACUCAGAGGUUUGUUCCCAAAUUCUUGCCAACAAUCCAGUUCUUUUGUGCCUGAAACACAUGUAAAUGGGAACAGAAAAUCCACAAGUAUGCUACCUACAUUUAAUAAUGUAGGUUCGGAUAAUUGUGGAUCUGUACCUAAUGUACAAAGUAAUCUGCGUUUAUCGCGAGGAUUCUAUGCGCGAUUACAACCAUUAGGACGAUCCAAUACAUCAUCGGGUCUUAAUUUAAGUACUGAAACUAGGCAGCAAAAGGAACCUUCAGAGAGCAAACUAAACGCUCUAUUUGAUCAAUACAAGGAUCCUCAUGAAGAUGUAAUAUUAGCUGACGGUAUAGAAAGACUCUGUAAUGAUUUACAAUUAUCACCCGAUGAAUUUAAAGUACUUGUGCUUGCAUGGAAGUUGAAUGCAGAGCAAAUGUGCCAAUUUACGCGUCAGGAGUUUGUCACAGGAUUAAAAACGAUGAAAGUCGACAGUAUACGUGGUGUACAGGCACGAUUGCCUGAGAUCGUUCAAGAAUUAACGAUCAAUAGUGAUUUGUUCAAGGAUCUCUAUCGAUUCACAUUCCGAUUUGGCCUCGACGUAAUGUCUGGUCAAAGAAUCUUACCAGUUGAUAUGGCGAUUGAUCUUUGGAGACUCGUCUUUACGAUACGUGAACCUCCGCUCUUAUCGCGAUGGCUAAACUUUCUAGAAUGUCAUCAUAUCCGGGGAAUACCUAGGGACACUUGGAAUAUGUUUCUAAACUUUGCCGAGAGCAUCGGAGACGAUCUUGGUGCUUAUGAUGAUGCAGAAGCGUGGCCAAGCUUAUUUGAUGACUUUGUAGAGUACGAAAACGACCAAAUGAACCAAAAUAUUACUAAGGAUGACAUUAUGAAAGAUACUUCUAUUGACAAAGCUUAAUGUUCUUGUUCUAAAAAAAAUGACAGUGAGAAGCGAAAGGUAUUAUCUUAAAUCUAAUAUUUCAACAAGUUCAUUUGACAUUAUCCUGCGAUCAUCAUUUUAUUCUUAUCUAUCACUAUGAUUGAGGAAGUGAUAUUCCUAAUUAUUAUUGUCAGCCUUUUUUAGAUCUAUUUGUUAUUGCGUCGUUUUGUUUGUACUCGGUAUUCUACUUCCUAAUGUAAAUAUAACUGAUUUUGUGUAAUAUUUAAUUGCGCGUAUAAUAAUUGUGUGCAUAUGGAUACGCGCGCGCGCGUGUGUGUGUGUGUGUGUGUGUGUAUGAUUAAGUAAUUCGCGAGAAAUCUCCAUAUUUUAAUGUACUAGCAGCAAAUUACAUAUUAUUAUGUAUUUGUUUUGUAUGAACCAGCUACGUUUAUUAUCAAAGAUGUAUUUUUACACUUUAUCUCCGAACUCGAUACGAUUUGCACUUCUCGGCCGAUUUUCGACUCAACUUCGCCUUCCGCUGCUCUUUUCACUUCAUCAUUCCGCGCGCAAUUUAAAUACUGCUCGACGAUUAGAAGCGUAUAAUUAAAUUCUAUCUUUUCUUUUUCGUUCAUUAUAUAACUAAGCAUCGAGCGGCAUUUGGACUGCGCGCAAGGUGAUGAGGUGAGAAGAGUAGCGAAAGACGGAACCGAAUCGGCCAAGAAAUGCAAAUCGUGCCGAGCGCUGCUUCAUCUGACCAUAAGCCUGUUUUUUUUUGGCUGAACUUUUGCACUCAGGAGGAAAAAUGAACUAGUGCAAAAGUUUAGCCAAAAGAACAGGCGCGCGCGUGCGUGAGAUUAUGGAAAAAGUCUUUAUAUACAGCCGGUAGAUGGAGAUCUAGUCGAUUUUUUAUGUGCCACUAUUGUAUAGUGUAUUAGGUUAUAUAUGAUUGGAAAGAUGCUAUUUCAUAUAUCAUUUAUUUUCAAAUAGAUUCAUUAUAGAUUUGAACAAUACUGACGCAUUCAAUCAAAUUUGAAAAUGAAUGAAAAUCAAGAACAUUUCUGACAUUCUUUAUUAUAAAAAAGGGAAAUUAUUAUUAUUAAAAAAGGGGAUUUAUUAUAAAAAAGGGAAGAAUGCUGCGAAAAUUGUCAUGUUUUUGAACAGAAUGCUCUAACUAGACAAACAACAGCGAACUGGUUUCGCUGAUUUUAUGAUGGAAAUUUCAACAUUAAAAAUACACGUCGUUUUGGUCGACUUAUUGUGAAAAGUUUCGAUAAAAUCUUCCAAAAAAUUGAAGAAAAUCAUGUGAAUAACUGUAACAUAGCUAACAAGCUAAACAAUUGAUCGUAAAACUGUUUUGGAGCAUUUGCAUAAGGCUGAAUACACAAAGAAGCUCGAUGUUUUGGUGCCACAUGAUUUGACAGUAAAAAAUUUAAUGGAUCGAAUUUCCAUUUUCAAAUCACUGCUGAAACGAAACGAAAUUGAGCCUUUCUGAAAAAAUUAAUAAUGGGCAAUGCAAGUGGAUAACAUAA
Messenger RNA from Acromyrmex echinatior (Panamanian leafcutter ant), 3356 nucleotides. RefSeq names its product defective in cullin neddylation 1 domain containing SCCRO3 (gene SCCRO3). Gene Ontology annotation, molecular function: cullin family protein binding; ubiquitin conjugating enzyme binding; ubiquitin-like protein binding. Gene Ontology annotation, biological process: protein neddylation. Gene Ontology annotation, cellular component: ubiquitin ligase complex. Lineage: Eukaryota; Metazoa; Arthropoda; Insecta; Hymenoptera; Formicidae. The record is from RefSeq and is a predicted model, not a curated record.